AUGACGUUGAGAGGCAAAGCCAAAGAAAAAUGUUUUUCUCAGAAAGUGUCAAUGAAGUGUAGCAGUCCAUCUACUCUUAUCUUGCCCAGUGGAGAGGAUGUGAACUCUUUCCAGGAAAAUCAGACCGAUUUGGAGGUUAUCUUCGAGUUUCUGGAAGAGUACUACAGGCAGAACACUGGAGUCGGUAGUGAAAGAGGUAGAAAGGUACGAUUGUUUCACUUCCUGUUUGAGAUGCUGGAAGAUCCAGACAUGGCCCAUUGUGUUUCCUGGGUGCCAGAGGCCACAGGGGUUUUCAGCUUUUCCUCCAAGUACAAGGACCAGGUAGCAGCACUUUGGGGCCAGAGGAAAGGAAACAGAAGGCUAAUGACAUACCAGAAGAUGUCCAGGGCUUUGAGGAACUAUAGGCGUUCUGGAGAGAUAUUUAAAGUUAAGAAGAAGCUCACCUACCAGUUCAGCAGAGACACACUGAGUGCCUUGAGGAUGUGCCACGGAAAACAUUCACGCGCAUAUGUUAACAAGACUGAAACGUUAUAA
This is a messenger RNA of Osmerus eperlanus (European smelt), 534 nucleotides long. RefSeq names its product Spi-2 proto-oncogene (gene spi2). The transcript is spliced from 3 exons. Bases 1 to 534 code for a protein of 177 amino acids. The record is from RefSeq and is a predicted model, not a curated record. Gene Ontology annotation, cellular component: nucleus. Gene Ontology annotation, biological process: cell differentiation; regulation of transcription by RNA polymerase II. NCBI's taxonomy places the organism in Eukaryota, Metazoa, Chordata, Actinopteri, Osmeriformes, Osmeridae. Gene Ontology annotation, molecular function: DNA-binding transcription factor activity, RNA polymerase II-specific; sequence-specific DNA binding.